CAUCUCGGAUCGCUCAACAGUUUAAUCUCGACAGUCGCGGUUGACAUUUCAUUGAUCCGAAAUCAAUAUCAAAAUCAAUAUGAAAUACCUUGCUCUUUUCGCGCUGCUGUGUUGGGUUUUUGGAGCUGCCAUGGCCCAAGCAAAAAAUCCAAUUUGCGCCGAGGAGUUCGCUUUGGUGGGACCCUGCCGUGGGCUGAUUCCGAAGUGGUCCUAUAACCCGGAUAAAAAUGAGUGCAGCAAAUUCUCGUACAGUGGCUGCCAGGGAAGCAACAACAAUUUCGAGACCCAGGAGAAAUGCGAGGAGUCCUGUAAAAAGUAGGAACUCUAUCUAAAUUCUGCAUUCUUCGUAAUAAUAAUAUUCAAAACGCUGAUUUUUCCUGAUAAUAUUUUUGUAACGCCAAAAAAAUAAAACUCUGAUUUACCCCCAAAAA
Molecule: messenger RNA, 431 nt
Organism: Drosophila biarmipes
Lineage: Eukaryota; Metazoa; Arthropoda; Insecta; Diptera; Drosophilidae
Product: male accessory gland serine protease inhibitor
Exons: 2
Coding region: 80-319 (79 amino acids)
Molecular function (GO): serine-type endopeptidase inhibitor activity
Source: RefSeq, a predicted model, not a curated record